AUGUAUAGUCAUGUUGUGGUGAAUGCAACAAGGGCAGCAAAUGAUUUGGCGACAGGCUUGGAACAGCUUGAGCGUGACCUUGAAGUUGAAACUAAUAACUUGAUGCCUUCACGACUCUGGGCGAUUCUCUUUCACGGCCUUGAGCUCAGGUUCUAUGAGUAUCACCGAGAUCUUCCUGCAGGCCACCGGCUUAUUCCAAUGAGUCCGCCUUCUGAGCCGGGCCAACACACCUUGAAAAUGCGCGAUGAUGAGGAGGAAAUUCAGGGGAUGAUGACAUAUUUGGUGUUGAACGAGCCCACCGCAAUCUGA
Molecule: messenger RNA, 309 nt
Organism: Penicillium malachiteum
Lineage: Eukaryota; Fungi; Ascomycota; Eurotiomycetes; Eurotiales; Aspergillaceae
Exons: 1
Coding region: 1-309 (102 amino acids)
Source: RefSeq, a predicted model, not a curated record